UCUUCUCCUUCUUUGGCUGAAUUUUCUCAGUUAGCUUUAUGAGGUAGAAUCACCUAAAAUUCAGGCUUUCAGUUAACAGCUGUGCUGAACUCAUCAAGAGUUAAUUACUUGAAUUUCUUGUCUCUUAAUAAAGUGUUUGAGAGCAUCAGUUAAAGUAAAGUAGUGAAGAGGUAGAGUUACAGGUAUACAGUGAAUAGUGAAUAUUUGAGUAAUGUUCUAAUAUCUCAUGUUAUGAUAAGCAAGAACUUCUCAAGUAAUAAAGAAAAAAAAAUGAUUUUAAGAAAUAAAUGUUAUAAUGAUGGAACUGGCACCCAUCAGGGUCGCCUCAGAAAUCGCAAGUUCCCAGCUCCCCAGAUAAGAGUAUUUUUGUUAGUUUAAAACGUUUAAAUUCCUAUGUGAUUCUGUGUGUGUUCACAGCCUGGAUCACUAUUCACAUUGUAGAAUUGUAGAACUAUUCAUAUUCACAAUGUAGAAAAAUAAGACAAAAAUAAAAAAUAAAUUGAAUUGAAUAAGAAGGCGUAUCCAAACUUUUGACUGGUCCUGUAUAUAAUAUGUAUAAUAUAUAACUAUUAUAAUAUGACGAAAGUAAAGGCUAAAAGAACAUAAAGUAGCUAGGUUAACAAAAAAAUAUAUAUAUUACGAAUCACUUUUUGGAAUAAGUGAAUCUACUCUUUUGAAUCGCGCCCAGCCCUCUGUACCCAAAUCUCCUACAUAUCUAAGAUACACUCAGAUUUACGAGAUAUAAUAGAGAUGUUGUUUGGAAUCGAGUUCAGUGCUUUGAAUUAGACUCCCUGCUCCCAAAUUGUUUGAAAUCAGUGAAUCGACUCUUUGAAUCGCUUCAGUUCUACAGUUCUACACUCCCCUUUUCACCCAAAUCUUCUAACAAGCUUCGUAUUUAGGAUUUACUGGAUAAUCUCAGGAUUUCUGCAGAGUUUUUUCCUGAUGAUCUUCUGCUGACCCUCUGAUUUCUCUUCCAGAUCAGCAGCUGUGGGUGUUCGGUGGCUCCUCUGCUGUUCCGGUGUGGAUGAUCUGAUUGGUCCAUGGCUCGAGUGCUAAGCCUCUCCCGCUCUGUUCAUCACUGGCGCCCCCUGUGGGCAGGAGGACCGGCCGCUGCCCGGGUCAGGAGGAUGUCGUCUCUGGAGGAGCGAGCGAGGGUGGUGUUCGCGGCGGCGGUGGAGGGGGUGCAGCCGGACAGCGUGGUCCGCAGGGGGCUGCAGCGCCGCGGGGACGAGCUGCUCGUGGACGGACGCAGUUUCAGGCUCAGUAAUAAUCUGCACCUGGUGGGCUGCGGGAAAGCUGUGCUGGGGAUGGCGGCGGAGGCAGAGAGGAUUGUGGGAGAUCAUCUGGUUCAGGGUCUGAUUAGUGUUCCUCACGGUAUUCAGGAAACACUGCAGCAUCAUGGGAAACAGAACAUGUUGCUCGGGAGCAGCAGCAGAAUUAAAGUGAUGGAAGGAGCCAAACACAACCUGCCAGACGCCAACGCCCAGAAAUCAGCAGAGAGCAUCCGUGAACUCGUCAGCUCUCUCACUGAGAGAGAUCUGCUGCUCGUUCUUAUUUCAGGUGGUGGCUCUGCUCUUUUACCUGCUCCAGUUCCACCAAUAACCUUACAGGAGAAACAGGAUGUGACGCGUCGGCUGGCGGCUGCAGGGGCCACGAUUCAGGAGCUGAACACGGUGCGGCGAGCUCUGUCUCUGCUGAAAGGUGGAGGCCUGGCCCGCUGUGCUUACCCUGCCCAGGUGGUGUCUCUCGUUCUGUCUGACGUCAUUGGAGAUCCUCUGGACCUCAUCGCCAGCGGUCCUACAGUUCAGAGCGAGGUGCAUCCUGAGGAGGUGUGGUCCAUCCUGGAGAGAUAUAACCUGUCUGUCUCUCUCCCCUCGUCUGUUAAAGAGGCUCUGAAUAAAUCCAGCAGCUCUCAGGGUGAAGGGGAGUCUGGGAAACGCACACAGGACUCCACAGCAGGAGACCACGUUCUGAACUCUGUGAUCGGGUCCAACACCAUCGCUCUGGAGUGCGCCGGCCGCAGGGCUCGGGAGCUGGGCCUCAGGACGGUGGUGCUGUCUCCGGGAGUGUGCGGAGACGUUCGUACCGUGGCUCGUCUGUACGGCCUGCUGUCUCAGUACGCCUGUUCUCCAGGUAAAGAACCUCCUCUAGAGCUGCAGGAACAGAUCCUGAAGGUGGGACCAGAAGCAGGGGUGGAGAGCUGGGACCUGUGCCGCACUAUGAAGCUCCUGGAAGAGGGUCGAGAGGAAGGAUGGUGCGCUACCUGCUUGCUGGCAGGAGGAGAGCCCACUGUGCAGCUGACGGGGAAGGGUAGAGGAGGGAGGAAUCAGGAGCUGGCUCUGCGGGUCGGGCUGGAGCUCAGUGCCGGAUCGAUGAAGAACCCUGCCGUGUUCCUCAGCGGAGGAACCGACGGGCAGGAUGGCCCUACUGACGCAGCCGGGGCAGUUAGUGACGCAGAGCUGGAAGCAGAGGCCAAGAAUCAGGGCCUGGACAUUAACAGCUUCCUCAGCAAUAAUGAUUCUUUCACCUUUUUCUCUCGUCUUUCUGACGGGAGGAGGCUACUUCUUCCAGGACUCACAGGUACCAACGUGAUGGACGUUCACGUCAUGUUGCUGCCGCCUGCCUCAGAGUGAGAGAGUGACUGAAUAACUGAAUGACUGACUGAAAGGAAGUAUUCAGUUCUCAUCUUAUUGCAGUCUUACGUUUGUGAAAUUACAUUUAAGACUAAACCACUUUUUAAUUCCACUCAAAUUAAGACCAUUUUAAGACCAACAUAGCUAAAAGUACAAAAAACACUAGAUCAUGAUGAUCAUGAUGAUGGCUUAACCCACUACACAUUGCACGUGUUGCUAUAUGGCUGUUUUAUUUUUUUUAUUAUAGGGCGCACCAAUUAUAAGGCACAUUUUAAGCAACACUAGUCACUUUGGAUGUUAAUCUACACAGAUUUCUCUCCUGCAAACUGUUUAUUUAGAGGUUAUUAAAAUUAAAGUGCAUCUGGUUAUCAACAGUAAGCUUAGAUUUCCAACAUUUUGUCUAAGGGUGAGUUUCAGUGAAGUUUCUGCAGCACUAAGGCUGGGUGCAGCAGCAUUAGCAUUAGCUGCUAAUGCAGAACGAGUGGGGCAUAAACGCUGCUUUCGGUAACUCAGGGCAAUAUCAGCUAGCGGUUCGUCCCAUGUAGCUUGUUUUCGCCUCUAAACGGAGAAAGAGCUAGCGCUGAGGUUAUCGGCUAAUGCUAAUGCUGCUCCAGCCUUAGUGCUGCACUGCAACUCCUGUAUAACUCUGUACUUCAGUGGAGUGGCUUUACUGCUCCUUAAUUCCUGACAGGUAGAAUUCAUAUAUAAGGAGCACCAGAUUAUAAGGUGCAGUGACGAUUUUUAGGAAAAUGCAAGGAUUUUAAGUGCACCUUACAGUGCAAAAAAUAUGUAUUUUUUUUAUCUUUUUAAGUCUAAAAAUAUAUACAUUUUUAUAACUGAUGUCGCAAAGCAGUUUUACAGAAAUGUGGUGGCAGGACAGAGAAUCAGACAAAACAUUUAACAUGCAGUACAGAACCCAAUACAGAAAAGUGGGCAGUCAAUAACUCAGUCAGAGGAAAGUAAAGAGAUGGAAAUUCAAAUUCAAAUUCAAAGAGUUUAUUGUCAUAUGUACAGUACAGAAACGGGUUUCAGUGUACAAUGAAAUUCUUUCUUUGCUCUUCGCCAAGAAUGCCAAAUAGAAGAUAGAAAAAGUGCAAAAAAAUACAAUAAGGUUAUAAAUAUUAAACUAAUUGUCAAAGACAUAAAAAAAAAUAAAAGUUACUUAAGCAAAGAAAUGUAUAAAAAAAAGUGCAAGUGCGAAAUAAUGCAGUUAUGGACAAUAACUAUAUAUAUUAAAAAAAGAUUAACAGUAAAGUGACGGCUGCAAUGUAAACAUGUUGAAGUAAAAAGCAGGGUUAUUCCUGAGUUGUGUUCAAGAGUCUGAUCGCAGGGUUAUACCUGAGGUGUGUUUAGAGUCUGAAGGCAGGGUCAUUCCUUAGGUGUGUUCAAGAGUCUGAUGGCCGUGGGGAAGAAACUGUUCUUUAACCUGGUGGUCUGGCAUUUUACACUUCUGUACCUCCAGCCUGAGGGCAGAAGUGUGAACAGUCCAUGCUGGGGAUGGGUGGAGUCUUUGAGGGAAAAAAAUGGCACAGACGAGCUAUGAUUGGAUUCAUGGAGUAUAAAGGAUGUGAUCAGAUUAUCAGAGAGUGGUUAACAACUUCAACAGAUCUGAAUAAAACAGAGAGAGAGCCAGAAGGUAACACAGACACGGAGGCACCCUGAAACACUGGCAUCAACCCACCUAAAAUCUGUUAUAAUAAGUAUACAAACCUACUAAACAAAAACCCGCACUAAAAUGCCAAAUAAUUACCUGAUAAAUGAUCUUUUACUCAAUGAUAAAAUCUAAGUUGUCCCUUAAGUUUUCAUAGUUUCAUUGAAGCUUUCAAAGUGUUUAUUCUGUUGCUAAAUCAGUAAGAUGAUUUGCAUUCAAAAUCUAGGAAUUGCUAAAUGUGAUGCAAGAAAAUAAAACCAAAAUUGUAUUUAAUGUCUGUGCCAUUUUUAAGACCUUUAGGAGAUAGAUUUAAACAUGUAAAGAUAAAUGAAGCUUUUUUUAAAGACUUAAAAACCAGGGUUAUUCCACCAAAUACUGAUUCCUGAACUCUUUAAAAACUCUAAAACUUAUUAUGAAUAUGAACUUGUUUGUUUUCUUUGCAUUAUUUGAGGUCUGAAAGCUCUGCAUCUUCUUUUGUUGUUAUUUCAGCUGUUUCUAAUUUUCUGUAAAUAAAAGCUCUAAAUGAGAAUAUUUUUAUUUGGAAUUUGGGAGAAAUGUUGUCUGUAGUUUAUAGAAUAAAACAACAAUGUUCAUUUUACUCAAACAUAAACCUAUAAAUAGCAAAAUCAGAGAAACUGAUUCAGAAACUGAAGUGCUCUCUUCAUUUUUGUCCAGAGCUGUAGAUUGAGUCUCUGUUUCAGUUGUGAAGAAAAGAUCUGGAGCUGUAAGAAAAACAUUCCUAAUGUGGUAAAAUAAGUAAAGUGGGCUGACUUGUUUGUGCAGCACAGCAGUGGCAGUGAACUACAGAACAAACCUGGGGUAUUCUUAAACUUUCGACUCGUAGUGCAUAUGAUUUUUUUUUUUAUUUUUUUUUUAAACUUUGUACACUAAUUUCUCUCUAUAACCGUCCUUUUUCCUCACUUUGAAAUGUGUUAUUAAAAUCUUAUCAGAAUAUUGACAAGACAAGACAAUCUGUAUGACUGAUGUUUUUUAUUUUGUUAAUGUUUAUUAAAGUUUUUUUCACAGCAAAA
This is a messenger RNA of Astyanax mexicanus (Mexican tetra), 5315 nucleotides long. It is a transcript of the gene glyctk, whose product is annotated as glycerate kinase. The coding region runs from base 1041 to 2633 and encodes 530 amino acids. Gene Ontology annotation, molecular function: glycerate kinase activity. Lineage: Eukaryota; Metazoa; Chordata; Actinopteri; Characiformes; Acestrorhamphidae. Gene Ontology annotation, biological process: protein phosphorylation. Gene Ontology annotation, cellular component: cytoplasm. The transcript has 5 exons. The record is from RefSeq and is a predicted model, not a curated record.